AAGUCUUAAUGAAGUAGCCAACUGCAGAAGAAUCUGAAGAUAAACAAUGGCUUUCCACGUGGAAGGAUUGAUAGCUAUCAUCGUGUUCUAUCUUCUUAUACUGCUGGUUGGAAUAUGGGCUGCCUGGAGAACGAAAAACACCGGCAGCGCAGACGAGCGCAGUGAAGCCAUAAUAGUCGGGGGCCGAGACAUCGGGUUGCUGGUUGGUGGAUUCACUAUGACAGCCACCUGGGUUGGAGGAGGGUAUAUCAAUGGCACAGCUGAAGCGGUUUAUGUACCAGAUUAUGGUCUAGCGUGGGCGCAGGCACCAAUUGGAUACUCUCUUAGUCUGAUUUUAGGUGGUCUGUUCUUUGCAAAACCUAUGCGUUCCAAGGGGUAUGUGACCAUGUUAGACCCAUUUCAGCAGAUCUAUGGAAAACGUAUGGGUGGGCUCCUGUUUAUCCCUGCACUAAUGGGAGAGAUGUUCUGGGCUGCAGCAAUUUUCUCGGCACUGGGAGCCACCAUCAGCGUGAUCAUUGACGUGGAUGUGCAUGCUUCUGUCAUCGUCUCUGCGCUCAUCGCCACCCUAUACACUCUAGUGGGCGGGCUCUACUCGGUGGCCUACACGGAUGUCGUCCAGCUCUUUUGCAUUUUCGUAGGACUGUGGAUCAGUGUCCCCUUUGCACUGUCACACCCUGCAGUCACAGACAUCGGAUUCACUGCUGUGCACGCAAAAUACCAGGAGCCCUGGCUGGGAACCAUUGAGUCAGAUGACGUCUACACUUGGCUCGAUAGUUUUCUGUUGUUGAUGAUGGGUGGAAUCCCGUGGCAAGCCUACUUCCAGAGGGUCCUCUCUUCAUCCUCGGCCACCUACGCACAGGUGCUGUCCUUCCUGGCUGCUUUCGGGUGCCUGGUGAUGGCUCUCCCAGCCAUACUCAUCGGGGCUGUUGGGGCAUCAACAGACUGGAACCAGACUGCAUAUGGGUUUCCAGAUCCCAAGAGUGAUAAAAAAGCAGACAUGAUUUUACCAAUUGUUCUGCAGUAUCUCUGCCCUGUGUAUAUUUCUUUCUUUGGCCUUGGUGCAGUUUCUGCUGCUGUUAUGUCAUCGGCAGAUUCUUCCAUCUUGUCGGCAAGUUCAAUGUUUGCUCGGAACAUUUACCAGCUUUCCUUCAGGCAAAAUGCAUCCGACAGAGAGAUCGUUUGGGUGAUGCGGAUCACAGUGCUUGUGUUUGGAGCAUCUGCGACAGCCAUGGCCUUGCUGACCAAGACCGUGUAUGGCCUGUGGUACCUCAGCUCCGACCUUGUGUACAUCAUCAUCUUCCCCCAGCUGCUGUGUGUGCUCUUUGUCAAGGGGACCAACACCUACGGGGCCAUGGCAGGCUAUGUUUCUGGCCUUUUCCUGAGAAUUACUGGAGGGGAGCCAUACCUGUACCUGCAGCCCUUGAUCUUCUACCCUGGAUACUACCCUGAUAAGAACGGCAUCUAUAACCAGAGAUUCCCAUUUAAAACUCUGGCCAUGGUGACCUCAUUCCUAGCCAACAUUUGCAUCUCUUAUCUAGCCAAAUACCUGUUUGAAAGCGGAAGGUUGCCACCCAAAUUAGAUGUAUUCGAUGCUGUUGUUGCCAGGCACAGUGAAGAAAACAUGGAUAAGACAAUCCUGGUCAGAAAUGAAAAUAUUAAGUUAGAUGAACUUGCACCUGUGAAGCCUCGACAGAGCAUAACUCUCAGCUCCACUUUCACCAACAAAGAGGCCUUGCUUGACAUCGAUUCCAGUCCAGAAGGGUCUGGGACUGAAGAUAAUCUGCAAUGACCCAUCUCAGUCAGAUGCUGCUUUCUCAGAGCACUGUAAUAGGGUAGUCCUGGAAAGAUGGUUUGCAACUUAUACAAAUUUAUUAAAAGUAUAAACAAUGGUAAGAGGGACAAAAAUCUAUAUAAAGUCCAACUAUAAAAAUACAAACCAGUCUAAAAGGAAGCACCUAUGAAAGCAACAAUACCCUUUAGGCUCAUCCAUAAUAGAUGUUGAUGCUAGAUAGUUUCGUUAGGUAUAAAAAGUGAAUGAAGCCCCGCUCAGAGAACAGAGGGCCAAACAGAGUAUUUAUCUUU
This is a messenger RNA of Otolemur garnettii (small-eared galago), 2082 nucleotides long. RefSeq names its product solute carrier family 5 member 7 (gene SLC5A7). Gene Ontology annotation, cellular component: dendrite; axon; perikaryon. NCBI's taxonomy places the organism in Eukaryota, Metazoa, Chordata, Mammalia, Primates, Galagidae. The record is from RefSeq and is a predicted model, not a curated record. The coding region runs from base 47 to 1789 and encodes 580 amino acids. Gene Ontology annotation, biological process: synaptic transmission, cholinergic; neuromuscular synaptic transmission; acetylcholine biosynthetic process. The transcript has 8 exons. Gene Ontology annotation, molecular function: choline:sodium symporter activity.